UAUUUAGAUGAGCAACACGGUUUUUGGUUUGAAGGCGCUCCGGGCUGUGCAGGCAGCUCACGGAUGCCACUGUAGCCAUAGCAACGCGCCGCGCGCGCGGUCUCUCCGCCACGAUUGGUGUCGUCGGGAAGAAGUAAAUCCGCGCCGCCGCGUCUCCGCCUUCACACUCUGAUCUCCGCCCGGUAGAAGAGCCGUUUCACCACCAUGGACGAAGCGGAGGAGGGCGACGAGGACUGCGGACGUGAGCGGCUUCCGAAGCUCGACAGCGGAGUGUUAGCUGACCCUUCCAGGUCUAGGUGUUUAAUGCCAGGCGGUGGAGCAGCACCGAGCCAGACGUCUAACAGCGGCGGCGGACCAAACGAGCUCCGUGCGUCGCGCGAGACGGACCGUGCGCCCGUCUCUCUGUGCCAGGGCGACGCGUGCGGCUUCGGCUUUGGAUUCAGUUUCACGAGCAACGACGACGACACGAGGACCUCGGCCACUAGUGUUGAUGUGGAGCAAGAAGACGGAGGCGAGGAAGAGGAGGAGGAGGAGGAGGUGGAGGAGGACGUCGGCAUGAGACGCGCCGUGAACGGAGACUGCAGGAGAGACACGAGCUCGCCUUCACUCCUCUCCAAACAGGAGAAGCAGACAGGUGGCUCGGUCACACCCGAGGAGAGAAGAGCGGGAAGCGCAUGCCCUUCCGCCACCAUGGACGGUUCGAUUACGCCCGUCGGCACCGGAGCCGCCGAGACGGAGAAGAAGGACCCUCGGGUGGCGUUUUCGAGCUCAAAUCCCGCGCAGACCGCCACGCUCUCCAAAGCUGAGGACGGGCAGAUGACAACGGAGGAUGGAGAAGUCAGGGACAGUCAGACCUACAUGCAACGGCAGUUCAGCUCUAUGCUGCAGCCCGGAGUGAAUAAAUUCUCCCUGCGCAUGUUCGGCAGCCAGAAGGCGGUGGAGAAAGAACAAGAGCGGGUCAAAUCUGCUGGGAACUGGAUCAUCCACCCGUACAGUGACUUCAGGUUCUAUUGGGACUUCACAAUGCUGAUGUUUAUGGUGGGCAACUUAAUCAUCAUUCCAGUUGGCAUCACCUUCUUCAAAGACGAAACCACCACCCCCUGGAUUAUCUUCAACGUAGUCUCAGACACUUUCUUCCUCAUGGACCUGGUGCUCAACUUCCGAACGGGCAUCGUCUUUGAGGACAACACAGAGAUCAUUCUGGACCCUAAAAAGAUCAAGCAAAAGUACUUGCGGACUUGGUUUGUAGUGGACUUCAUCUCAUCUAUUCCUGUGGAUUAUAUUUUUCUCAUUGUGGAGAAAGGCAUGGACUCUGAGGUUUAUAAGACAGCGAGGGCUUUGCGGAUCGUGCGCUUCACCAAAAUCCUUAGUCUGUUGCGGCUUCUGAGACUUUCCAGACUUAUCCGUUACAUCCACCAGUGGGAGGAGAUCUUUCACAUGACUUAUGACCUUGCGAGUGCUGUCAUGAGGAUCUUUAACCUGAUAGGGAUGAUGCUGCUGCUGUGUCACUGGGACGGAUGCCUGCAGUUUCUGGUGCCGAUGCUGCAGGAUUUUCCCUCUGACUGCUGGGUUUCCCUCAACAAGAUGGUGAACGACUCAUGGAGCGAGCUGUACUCCUUUGCCCUGUUCAAGGCCAUGAGCCAUAUGCUGUGUAUUGGCUAUGGACGCCAGGCCCCGGAGAGCAUGUCUGAUAUCUGGCUCACCAUGCUGAGCAUGAUUGUGGGAGCCACCUGUUACGCCAUGUUCAUCGGCCAUGCCACUGCGCUCAUCCAGUCACUGGACUCGUCACGCCGUCAGUACCAAGAAAAGUACAAACAAGUGGAGCAGUACAUGUCCUUCCACAAACUUCCUGCUGAUUUCCGGCAGAAGAUCCACGAUUACUAUGAACACAGAUACCAAGGCAAGAUGUUCGACGAAGAGAGUAUUUUAGAGGAGCUAAAUGAGCCACUGAGAGAGGAAAUUGUCAACUUCAACUGCCGCAAGCUGGUGGCCUCCAUGCCACUUUUUGCAAACGCUGAUCCCAACUUUGUGACAGCCAUGCUGACCAAACUCAGAUUUGAGGUCUUUCAGCCGGGGGACUACAUCAUUCGUGAGGGGACCAUCGGCAAGAAGAUGUAUUUCAUCCAGCAUGGGGUCGUGAGUGUCCUUACCAAAGGCAACAUAGGCAUGAAGCUCUCUGAUGGCUCUUAUUUUGGAGAGAUUUGCCUGCUGACUCGGGGGAGACGCACGGCCAACGUUCGUGCAGACACAUACUGCCGCCUCUACUCGCUCUCUGUGGACAACUUUAAUGAAGUUUUGGAGGAAUAUCCAAUGAUGAGGAGAGCCUUUGAAACCGUGGCCAUCGACAGACUAGAUCGGAUAGGCAAAAAGAACUCCCUCCUGAUGCACAAAGUUCAACAUGACCUAAACUCUGGAGUUUUCAACAACCGCGAGAAUGAGCUAAUUCAGGAGAUUGUGAAGUAUGACCGGGAAAUGGUGAAACUAGUGGAUCUGCAAAGACCAAGGGCCAUGUCAGCCACUCAGUCCACUCAUGGGACCAUGUUUCCUUCUGCCAAUCAGCCUCCAACAGGCUCAGCCAUUGCCACCCUGCAGCAGGCUGUAGCCAUGAGUUUUUGUCCCCAGAUGGCCAACCCCCUGGCAACCCAUGGGGCUCUCCAGUCCCCUCGCAUGGUGCGUCGUUUCCAGGUAGUCCAAAGCCUCUCUAGCCCUGGGACACAGCAGACUCCACCAGGUUCACAGUUCUCCAUCACUGCUCUGCCCUCUGCCCUCACCGGCACGCCUGUCCAGAGUCCAUUGGCUACCGGCGGUCGAACAUUCCAGUACAGCUCCAGUCCCAUGGGUGCUCCAUCAGGCUCCCAGCUCUCCCUGGUACAGCAGCACAUCUCCAGUCCCACACACCGAGCAACAGUUCCCAGGAGCGCGAUGACCCAGGAUGCCAGGGCCCUCUCAGCCUCCCAACCAUCUUUGCCCCAUGAUGCCAUGCAACCAGCUGCCCCAAGCCCACCCCAGUCUACAAGAGUUUCCUCCACCUCAAUUGGACCAGGUCAUAAUCUCCCAGGGCCCACAGGCUUCAGGGCUGCCAUUCCUCCCAGGAUGACACUUCAGCACCAGAUGUCUGUGGGAGCAUUCCCACCUGCCUCCCUACCACAAAUGAGGCCAAGCCAGGACUCGGGACUGCCCAAGAAAGAUUCAGUAGUCAGCCUUCCAGAGACAGAGCAUCAUGUUAGAUCUAGAUUAUCUUCCAAUUUGUGACCUUGAUGGAGCUGGGUGUGUACGUAUCUCUUCCUUCAGCAAGUACAUUUCUCAACCCCUUGUCAUGCCCUGGAUCUUACUUUAAGAAUGUACAUGGUUCAUAUUGUGACAAGGGGGGUGACUAGAACUGCCAGACUUGACAGCAUACUAUUAACCAUACAAAGUCUGUAAAAACUGAAGAUUUAAAUAUCACAGAGAUGUUUCUGUUGUACCCACCAACAUAAAUAUCAAUGUAGCUUCUUCCCACACACUUUGCCUCUUCAUAAUUGCUUACUUUUAUUGUGGUUGUAUACAAACAUUGCAAGAAUCAGUUCCCUACUGUACACGGUAGUUCAAAUAAUACAGUGUAGAGUGGAAUGCAACAAGGAACAAAGGUAACAUGUCUCUGAUUACUAUGUAACUCUUUACAAAAGUGUUUUUGCAAGUCUCCUCCAACAUACUUGGAGUGGUUAGUGUUUUUAGUGUUUUUACUUAUGACUGAGCAAUAUUAAAAUGGCUAUAGAAAAUGCAAGAAAGGUGUAUUUGACCAAGGGUGUAUUUGAACGUUAUUCAAUUUGAAAGCACUGGUACAGAAAUGGAUUUAAUUUCCUCCUUUCUGGACCAAAGUUCACAGAAAAAAAUGUUAAGUGUUUGAACAACUGAAAUGAAAAGAGGGGAACAUAAUUUCAUUGCCUUGAUUUUCACUUAGAAGCCAUAUUUUGUCCAGGCCUGUGUGUGUGUGUGUGUGUGUGUAUGUGUGUAUUUUAAAUAUUCAAGCAGUUAUUUGUUCAUAUUUAUAGCCUAUGGCAACAUUCUACAUUAAAAUUAUUAUUAAAUAUAAAAAUGAAAGGAAAACCCCUAAAAUAUCGAUGGAUUUAAUUACAAUGGAAACAGGAAAUGUAGAUGGAGAGACACACAAUACUGUAAAUACAUUUUUUCCCAUAUUGGUGGCUUUUACAGCGCUGCACCCGAGUUAGGUGCCAAAUUUAACCUCACUUGUGAAUAUCAGUGGAAAUUAAUCAACGAUUCUGGAAAGAUUAGACCGAGUUAGAUAUUUUGCACUCUAAUGUAAAGGAUGUAGCAGCAUUCAACAUGCACAGUCACUCUGUAUAAGUCAACAGAGAAAAGUCUUAUGGGCUAGUAUUUAUAAAAUGCUCCUUAGCAUUGCAGAAGGAGAGACAAUGUAAUGUGAACCGAGUGUGAAAUACAUGCUGCUAGUUCUUUAGUGAUUAUAUCCAGUGAAACAUGUUAGCACACUUUAUGCAACAAUGAGUCGUUCUGUGCUCAUGCGCUACCCAUUUUUCAGCUUCACAAAAUAACCGACUGCGUAAUUUCCAUUCUCUCACUGUUAAUGAUUCAAAUGUGUUUCUUUUCAUCACUGCACUGUUUGAAGAUGGCUGGCUGUAAUCUCCCCUGUGGCUCUCCCAUUCCUGUUGCUUUAGUAAUGUCACUGCUCAAGGCCUGUUACAUGUAAUACUCAUGUCGUGUGAAGGCUUCCUGUUUGAGGGUAAUAUAAGCCAGCAUUGUCUUGCUCAUGACCUUUGAAAGCGGCUAAUGUCUGAAUACAUGGAUUAAAAUAUAGUUUCAAAUCCCUUUUUUUUUUUACAGUUUGAUUUUAAUAUUCUGGCCCUGUAAGAUAAAUCUGUUAAAAACAUCCCCAUGUGCCCCUUGUGUAUGAAGGUUAAAGUGUAAAACGGUUAAACCUGCUGGCUGGUAUGCUACCACCUAAAAAUACUUACAACCCAAUAGCACUGCAAGAGAACAUUCUUCUUUCUUCAGACAUUCGACAAUCUCCCAACUAGUCUAUACUGUUCACCAAAUUAAAGAAAAAAAAAAAAUUAAAAGCAAUAAAAAUCUUUCCAUGUUUGACCAAAAGAAGCACGGAAGGUAGACUGAUUGCUGUUCACCAUUGAAAUGAAAACAUGCCACAGGUUUUGCUAUGCAUUCAGGCUGGGGAUGACUUCUGUUCUGUGGUUUAAGUUCAUCUUUCAAUAAAGAGAGGAAGAGUUUGGUUUGACCUUAAUGUUUCUUUUUUGUAAUUUUUUU
Messenger RNA from Hemibagrus wyckioides, 5277 nucleotides. It is a transcript of the gene hcn2b, whose product is annotated as hyperpolarization activated cyclic nucleotide-gated potassium channel 2b. Gene Ontology annotation, cellular component: membrane. The transcript is spliced from 8 exons. Lineage: Eukaryota; Metazoa; Chordata; Actinopteri; Siluriformes; Bagridae. Gene Ontology annotation, molecular function: voltage-gated potassium channel activity. The record is from RefSeq and is a predicted model, not a curated record. Gene Ontology annotation, biological process: transmembrane transport; potassium ion transport. Bases 205 to 3252 code for a protein of 1015 amino acids.